Symbiodinium pilosum is the source of this 1662-nucleotide messenger RNA. The record is from the annotation of a GenBank genome assembly. NCBI's taxonomy places the organism in Eukaryota, Dinophyceae, Suessiales, Symbiodiniaceae.
AUGUCGGGCCUCUUGGAUCAUCGUGGCUUGCCGGAGGCCUCCUACGGUGACUUCCUGUCCGGGCACCACGAAGAGGAGAUGGCUGGGGCUUUGCCGAGCCAUAAGCAACAAGCUGGCAUUGGGCCUGUGGAAGACGUUGAGCGGACGUCCCUGGCGACUGUCUCUGUUGGUGAAGAGCACCACGAAGAGGAGAUGGCUGGGGCUUUGCCGAGCCAUAAGCAACAAGCUGGCAUUGGGCCAGUGGAAGACGUUGAGCGGACGUCCCUGGCGACCGUCUCUGUUGGUGAAGAGCACCACGAAGAGGAGAUGGCUGGGGCUUUGCCGAGCCAGAAGCAACAAGCUGGCAUUGGGCCAGUGGAAGACGUUGAGCGGACGUCCCUGGCGACUGUCUCUGUUGGUGAAGAGCACCGCGAAAAGGAGAUGGCCGGGUCUUUGCCGAGCCAUAAGCAACAAGCUGGCAUUGGGCCAGUGGAAGACGUUGAGCGGACGUCCCUGGCGACCGUCUCUGUUGGUGAAGAGCACCACGAAGAGGAGAUGGCCGGGGCUUUGCCGAGCCAUAAGCAACAAGCUGGCAUUGGGCCAGUGGAAGACGUUGAGCGGACGUCCCUGGCGACUGUCUCUGUUGGUGAAGAGCACCAUGUAGAGGAGUUGGCAGGGGCAUUGCCGGACCAGCAACUGGCCGCCACUCAGCCAGAGAAACAUGUGUUGCUACAACCCCUGAGUGCCGUUUCUGCCGGUGAAGAGCACUGCGCAGAAACUGUGGCCAGGUGUGAUGACGUCGGACCUGUAUGUUUUGACCGGGAGCACGUUGUCAAUGGCGAUUCAGGCACAUCCAUCCAAUGCCAGAUCGAGGCAGCUGUCGCUGAAGCAGUCUCCAGCCGAUUGGAAAGCCUUGAAAGCGAAGUGAGGCUUUUGUCAUCUGAGCUUGUAAGAUGUCGCGAGCUCGUGAUACAGUUCUCUGCGACAGAGAAGGCUGCAUUUCAGGAGAAGUUUGAUGCAGUACAAUUGCAGUUUCAGACGUCCUCAAGCUACUUCGACCAGAAGUUGGAAGACAGCAUGCGCCAGUUGAAAGAACAUGUCCGGCUUUCCAAGACUCUCAUGAACUCCUGGUGCCGCGGGGCGGCAGCAAGAGUUGCCAAUUGUGAAGAAAUGGUUUCAAAAGCUGCGCUCCAGCCUGUGAGCACCGUGAGCACAGAGCAAGACGCGGUCCUAAAUGCUGUCAUGGGGCGAAUUGAACAGGAAAAGGUCGAGCGUGAAGCUGAAAUGUUAUUGAUGAAGCGUGACUUGAACGAGCUUCGAGGCGCCUGCGCGCUGCGGCGUCCUGUGAAGUCUGCAAAGACGCGAAGUCCAAGUAGACGCAUUCAGAAUGCUUCGCCCAGGAACAGGCCGCUUUGCAGAAGGCAGGGUUGGGCCAGUGCGUCCUUCAGAGCUCUCAGCUCCCCUGUAACUCACCAAGAAAAUCACACAUUGUCUGCCAGCGUUGAUUUUGCUUCCGAGGAGAAGCGCGGCUCACAAGUGGACCUUGGAAACCCUCAAGACUUGGUCCAACAGGUUUCGGAACUGCAGCGUGAGCCGCUGCGAGCAGAAACUGGGAAGACAGGUGUUGAGCCGCUGGGUCAGGCUCGGAACAGCUGGAGCCCUUCAUCGACCUUCUCGCCUUGA